Messenger RNA from Penicillium canescens, 429 nucleotides. RefSeq names its product bZIP transcription factor JlbA/IDI-4. NCBI's taxonomy places the organism in Eukaryota, Fungi, Ascomycota, Eurotiomycetes, Eurotiales, Aspergillaceae. Gene Ontology annotation, biological process: regulation of transcription by RNA polymerase II. The record is from RefSeq and is a predicted model, not a curated record. Gene Ontology annotation, molecular function: DNA-binding transcription activator activity, RNA polymerase II-specific; RNA polymerase II transcription regulatory region sequence-specific DNA binding. Gene Ontology annotation, cellular component: nucleus. Bases 1 to 429 code for a protein of 142 amino acids. The transcript has 2 exons.
AUGGACCUCGGGUACGGCACUGUCUCUGCCUUCCAAUCUCUUUCGGAUUCGGGCUCAAUCGAGAACCAACACCUUGUUCCUGCAUCUCUUGUUCCUAGCUCGGCCAACUCUCAAGAUGGCCACUCGCACUCGCAACCUUCCCCUGUCUCUCAAUUCCCUGCUCCAGUCUCAACCACUUUCCCUAGCCCUACUACCUCUCAGGGUGACGAUCCCUUAGGUCCAACUGGUGCCCGUGUGGAAAAGCGAAGACUGAAUACCCUCGCUGCUCGGCGAUGUCGGCAGAGACGGGUUGAUCGGAUGAAGGAUCUUGAGGCCGAGUUGGAGAAGGUCCGCCGGGAAAGGGAUGACCUGAGACUUAAGUGUUCUAAGCUGGAAGGCGAAACGGAUGCUUUGAAGGGUCUUCUCACUCGCAAGAACAAGGAUAGCUAG